This is a messenger RNA of Alternaria atra, 1575 nucleotides long. RefSeq lists its product as uncharacterized. The record is from RefSeq and is a predicted model, not a curated record. Bases 1 to 1575 code for a protein of 524 amino acids. NCBI's taxonomy places the organism in Eukaryota, Fungi, Ascomycota, Dothideomycetes, Pleosporales, Pleosporaceae. The transcript is spliced from 4 exons. Gene Ontology annotation, molecular function: iron ion binding; oxidoreductase activity, acting on paired donors, with incorporation or reduction of molecular oxygen; monooxygenase activity.
AUGAACUCAACGGGCGUUCAGUCGCCGUCAGGGACAUGGUUUCCUCCAGUGGGCUACGUGCUGGGUCUCGCGGGUGUCUGGCUCGCAUUCAAGUUCCUAGAAGCUGUUUACAACAUCUCGCCGUUCCAUCCGUUGAGUACGAUCCCUGGACCAAAAUUAGCAGCAGCGACGUACCUGCCCGAGUUCUACUACGAUGUCAUCAAGUUUGGCUGCUAUACGAAGGAGAUUGGUCGAAUGCAUAAGGUUUAUGGACCUAUCGUUCGCAUCAAUCCCAACGAAAUCCAUUGCGAUGAUAUUCGCUUCGCAGAUGAGAUAUAUGCUACUGGUAGCCGAAAACGCGACAAGCCGGUGCACCAGGUUAACGGUUCUUCUAUCGCAGGAUCUGGCUUUGACACAACUGAUCACGACUUACAUAAAUUGCGUCGGGUCCCUUUGGCCAAAUUCUUCUCCAGGGCAAUGAUUACACGACUCGAACCUGAACUCCAUGCCCUGGUUCAAAAGCUCUGUGAUAAGCUACUGCAGCAAUCCGGUGAUAAUGAGCCAUUCGAUGUCGCCAUGGCAUACAGCUGCUUUACCUCAGACGCGAUAUCCAGUUACAGUUUCGGCGAGAGCUUCGGGUUUCUUGAACAGAAAGGAUGGUACCCAAACUUCCGAGAGCCAACAGCGUCCGUACUCAAGCCCGUCUUCGUAUUUCGCUUCUUCCCGUGGACCAAGGCUAGUGCUGCGCUUGCAACGACCUUUGUCAAUUAUUUGCCGAAGGAUAUCGCACUGAUGGUGCAGCACUUACAGAUCGAGAUGCCCGCGAAAGUUCUCAAAGCGAAGGCUGAUCUGGACGCCGGCAUAACAUACGACCGACCAACGAUAUUUGCUUCACUCUUACAAUCGGAUCUCGCUCUUGGGGAUAAAGGUCCGAAACGCUUAAGCGAGGAAGCACAGGCUGUACUGGGUGCCGGCACAGAGACUACUAGCUGGGCCUUGGCCGUGAUCACUUACCAUCUACUAACCAGGCCUGAAAUUCUCGCCAAGCUUACUCAAGAACUGGAAAAUGCUGUAGAAGACCCAUUACACCUACCUGGGUGGUCUAACCUGGAAACGCUACCAUAUCUCGGAGCAGUUAUCCAAGAGGGAUUGAGACUAUCUUAUGGCGUCUCUAGUCGUACUGCUCGUAUUCCAACUGAGGAGAAUCUACUUUAUCGUGGCGAACGGAACAAGAAGCCUGUCGAAUAUGUUAUCCCUAAAGGCUAUGCGAUCGGCAUGUCGGCUUACAUUACGCACCAUGACGAACGUGCUUUUCCCGACUCCUAUGCCUUCGCUCCUGAGCGAUGGCUGGAUGAGAAUAACCAGAGGAGAAAAGAGCCCGAGCGCAGUAUACUAUCCUUCUCGAAAGGUAGUCGCGCUUGCUUGGGGAAGAAUCUUGCUUUAUGCGAACUGAAUUUGUGUCUAGCUGCAUUGGUGCUGCGUGUGCUACCACACAUGCGAUUGUUUGAUACGACUGAAGAGGAUGUGGCAUAUGAUCACGACAUGUUCGUGCCCAUGACCAAAGACAAUCGAGGCGUGAGAGUAACAAUCGUUUAA